UAUGAAUAACAAUUACAAGAGCAAUAUUAAGAUUAUUAACAAUUCUUCCCAACCAUGGGUAGAAAUCAAACAAAAAAUGAGAUAUCAGCACGCCAGAGCUGAUAAAUGUCCGAUCUUGGAACCGAACCAAGAGGCAGAAUUAUUAUUUAUCCCCCAACUCGGAAUGUGUGAUGCACCUAUGGGGGUUGGAGCCGACCAGUGGUUCCAGACAAAAGAUGGAUCGCAAAGUUUUUACCUUUCCUGGUAUAUCCCUCCUCUUAAUUGCAAGCCAAAAAUCAAGGUUGUGUAUGAGCAUAAUAUUAAGGUUGAUGCCUCUUUCAACAACAAAAGCUUGACGAUUAAAAUUUAUUCUGAAAAUAACCAGAAAAUUCCAGAGAUUCAUGAAGCGAAGGUUCACCGUAAAAUGAGUGAAGAAUUGAGCAACUUGAUUCCCAUGAAAAUCGAAAGCUCUUCAGUUUCUAAAGCAUCAUUUGCUACAAGAUUUGACCUCUUUUCUAACACAACUGAUGCAGACUCUGAAGAUCUUAGCCACUCAGGAGACUUAUUGGCCAGUGCAAAAACAGAUGAAUCAAUUCAUCUACCAGUUGUACUUUCUAGGUCAAGGAAUAAGUCAGAUCUGGGUGAACUCCCUCAGAAGUUCCUCAAAAGAUCUUUCUCCCAGAAGAAACAAGAGUAUAUUCCCUUGAACCUAUUAUCAGAACCUACAUAAAGCCCACAAUCUCUCACACCCAACCCACCGGUCAAACAGCUCAUCACUGAUUGACCAACU
Molecule: messenger RNA, 769 nt
Organism: Moneuplotes crassus
Lineage: Eukaryota; Ciliophora; Spirotrichea; Euplotida; Euplotidae
Source: the annotation of a GenBank genome assembly